ACUCACUCAUUAUACGUGGAUACCGGAUCAAACGCCACCUUCACCCUUUCUUACUACAAAACUUACACGUGCCACUUCCUCAUGCAACUAUUCAACCCACAAUAGUAAGUUUCUUGACCCAAAAAAACUGUCUCCAUAUUCACCACUGAAAACAUUCCAAACCCUUUUCCAAUUCCAACAACAAAAGAAAAAAGAAAAAAUGAGCCAUGGCCAACCAAAUAGGCUUCAAGAAGAGAUUCAAAACCAAGAACCUAUCAAAUAUGGUGACAUUUUCAAUGUCUCCGGUGACUUAGCAUCGGAAACAAUUUCUCCACAAGCAGCUGCUGCAAUGGCUGCAGUGGAAUCCCGCGUGUUUGGACAACAACAACGGGGAAGUCCUGCUGCAGCCAUGCAGGCGGCUGCGGUGAUCAACGAGGCUGCGGUGAUCAACGAGUCAUCUGGACAAUGUCUCGUUGGUCGUCAUGGUAUAGCCGAAAUGGCAAAAGACCAUGUUAUAUCUGUAACACAAACAACGGCUGAAGGCCGUCGUGUUGUGACGGAAGAGAUUGAUGGUCAGGUUUUAGGACGGCGCGUGGAUCCUGACUUUGUGCCUAUGAAUAUGGGAUCGGCUGCUAUUGAUGGCGAUCCGAUAACUAUCGGAGAGGCUCUUGAAGCGGCUGGUUUAUCGGUUGGAGAUAAACCGGUGGAUCAGAAUGAUGCUGAUGCGAUCAGUGCUGCUGAGAUUAGGGCCACCGGAGAGAAGUGUGUGAAGCCUGGUGGUGUCGGAGCGUCGGCGCAAUCUGCUGCUACUCUCAACAGUAAUGUUAAUAGCCGUGAAGAGAUGACAAAACUUUCUGAUGUGUUAACUGAUGCCACGGAUAAGCUGACUGCGGACAAGGCAGUGACGAAGGAAGAUGCAGAUGCUGUGUAUGAUGCUGAGAUACAUAAGAAUUCAUCAACACAAGUGACGAAUAAUGCUGAACCUGGGGGAGUAGCUGCAUCCAUGGCCACAGCAGCUAAGCUUAACCAACAAACAUGAAGAACCAUGGUCUUUUACUAAUUUCCUUUUUCUUUUUGUUUUUUUGGUUUAAAUAAGCUUAACUUGACAGUAUACUAAACGUUUCAUGUAAAUUACUACCUUAGUUUUAAAUUGCUGUUCUAAUUAGUAGGUACUUAUCUAAGUACUUUUGAGUGAUUUUACUUGUGGUGACAUUGAACAGUACUUAAGGAACUUAUUUUUAACUUAACCAAAGUCUCAUAUUCAAGUACUUAGAUGAGAUGACAUUACAAGUUU
Messenger RNA from Trifolium pratense (red clover), 1273 nucleotides. Its product is annotated as late embryogenesis abundant protein D-34-like. The transcript is spliced from 2 exons. The record is from RefSeq and is a predicted model, not a curated record. The coding region runs from base 200 to 1018 and encodes 272 amino acids. Lineage: Eukaryota; Viridiplantae; Streptophyta; Magnoliopsida; Fabales; Fabaceae.